UACUGGAAGCAUAAGCAAAGACUAAAAGACACACUAAAAAGUCAAGAAGGAAUUCUCUCCCAAAUCCAAUAAACACAUCUCAAUAAUUCUUCUUUCCCUCAAACCCUAGCGUCGCCGCCCUCCGGCCGCCGCGUCGCAUGACUUUUCUAUUGAAUCGACUAUAUCUUCUUUUGGACCAACAUCACGUCACCUCCGCCACCGUUGGAUUUCGAUUUUGGAUCUGAAACUUAUCAUCAAAAUUUGGUUAAGGCAAAAACCCAAACUCUGUAUCUGACGGCGUAACCUCGUCUUCUAUUGUUCAAUGGCUUCAUUGCUUCAGAAACUUCUGAAAAAACCACCACCCUCAAGAUUCAUCACCGCUUUUCACCCUUCACAGACUCAACACCCAAUCAUUCCCCUUAAUCGAGAACCCAACACAUCCACCGAACCCUUCCCAACAAGCCCAAUAUUAUCGCAUCAAUUCAUUGGGUCCUCAAGUUCAACUCUAAUUUUCCCUAGUUUCCCUUUUGGGUUUGCUUCAAAACCCGUUUUUGAAAAUGGGUUUCUCGCCAAUGAGUCAGAGGAAGAUUCCGGAACCCUUUGGGCUGAUAGCACGAAGAAGAAGCGGAAGAGGAAGAUGAACAAACAUAAGUAUCAGAAGCUUAGGAAGCGUAUGAGGAGACAAACUUAGGUGAGGGUUCAUUUGUUCAUGAGACUAAUCAAUGUUGGUUUAGUUUUUUAUGUGAUAAAAUGAAACUGUGAUGUUAAUCUUAUUUCAGUUAUAGUUUGUAGUGGAUGAUAUAAAGCAAUUGGGGAAAGUGGAAUGAUGUUUUGAAUUUUUUGGAAGGUUACUUGAAUUGAGACAUGAAAUUUAUUUGGAUUCCAAUUGUUGCUUUUUUAUUUUAUUUUUGGUUGUGGUAAUGGAAUAAUGGAUGGAUCUAAUGUGGGAUUCAUUGAUGACUUUUGUGGUCAUGAAUCAUGAUAGGUUAAUAAUCAGAAUGCUGUUCUUUCAGUUUAUUUGUGGAUUCUCAGUUUUGAUGAUGAAUGAGAAAUUGGGGAAACAGUGUUAUCUUUGA
Cicer arietinum (chickpea) is the source of this 1055-nucleotide messenger RNA. NCBI's taxonomy places the organism in Eukaryota, Viridiplantae, Streptophyta, Magnoliopsida, Fabales, Fabaceae. The record is from RefSeq and is a predicted model, not a curated record.